Dovyalis caffra is the source of this 477-nucleotide messenger RNA. The record is from the annotation of a GenBank genome assembly. NCBI's taxonomy places the organism in Eukaryota, Viridiplantae, Streptophyta, Magnoliopsida, Malpighiales, Salicaceae.
AUGUCCUCUCGAACCCCAGAUAUUUCCCCUUCUUCUUAUGGUAAUAAUGAUGAUAUCCAUGACCUUGCUUUUGCGAAAAGAGGUUGCUGUUGGAUCCCAUUUUCAACCACAGAUCCAACGUCAUCCAGCGGUACUGUUGGAUCAGCCUUUUGGCAACGAAUCAAGCCUGUCGACUGCACAGCGGACCAAGAAUCAUGGUGGUUUCGGGAAUGGAUGAAAAUUCGGGAUUGGUCAGAGCAAGUUGCAGGCCCCAAAUGGAAAACAUUUUUGCGGAAGUUUAAUAAGAAGACAGGAGGUGGCAUUCAAAAUGGAAAAUUCCAAUAUGAUCCUAUAAGCUAUGCCCUUAACUUCGACCAGGGUUCAAGACGUUACGAAGAUGAUGAUCUUCUGGGAAGGGGUUUCUCAUCCAGGUACUCCCUCCCGCCUUCUUGUAAGUCAUCUAUGGAUUUCGACAAGGAGAGUUUCUUGAUCACAUGA